AUGGCCAAUGCUUGGAACGAGCGAUCGUGGUGGCCUGAGCCAGAUGAGGCCGAUGUAUCCCUUGCAAGAGACAAUCUGGAGCAAAUUCUAGGUGCUUACAGGGAAAAUCCGGAGAAAGCAAAGGAGAGCUUAAAGUACAAAGAUGAAGUAUUGAUUAAAAAGGAAGGUAUCGAGAAAGACAAAUAUAGAACACCGCUCUAUAAAGUUAGUGGCCCUGACAUUAGAAGUAGGAAAAGGCGUCUACAAUCUGAGGAAGAAGACAUCCCAAAGGGUAUGCGGUCUCGUGAUAUUUUAUUAUUAAUUUUUAUAGAAUCCUUUGUUAUCAAGGUUUUCGACAGGAGUGUUGACUUUGGACAAUUCCCGGAAAACGCCUCCCUUUACUCUAUGUCUCGUGCCUGGAUUCGCAACUUAAGUCAGAAUGACAAAUCAACAUGGAAUGACAUUCCCAACAACGAUGACGACAGAGAUUCCGCUGACCAAUUGCCUGAUUGCCAUUAUGCCCUCCCAAAACCCAACGACGGUCUAACUGAUGAUCAAGUUCGUGUUCCACCACCAAUGCCAUCAUCUGGUCAACCUUUCGUUAUUAAUGUUGAGAAUCCCCCUAAAGAAAUGUCACCAGAAGGGCUCUUGGAACAACAUAUUACCCGUUGGCGUGAAAUUCGUCGAAAAUGGAAAGCAGCCUGUAGGGAGAACGAAGAACGCUAUAGGGAAUCAUAUAUUAUCCUUCGGGAGAUGUAUGACAAGUUCUGUAAAGACCUUCCCUAA
This is a messenger RNA of Rodentolepis nana, 765 nucleotides long. NCBI's taxonomy places the organism in Eukaryota, Metazoa, Platyhelminthes, Cestoda, Cyclophyllidea, Hymenolepididae. The record is from the annotation of a GenBank genome assembly.